AUGAAGAGCCAAGAGAAGAAGAACUCACUAUCUCCAAAACGACAACAUGACAGCCAGAUCUCCACCAUAGAAAAGAAUUCAGACGUUAUCUACAUCCCUUUCGAUCUAACCGAGGAGAUACUCUCGAAACUCCCGGUGAAGUCACUUGCGAGGUUCCAAUGUGUAUCGAAGCUAUGGUCAUCUCUUAUCACCAACUCCAUCAUGAGUUGGGCUUUGGCUAAGCCACGUCUACUAGUCAUCUUCGACCGUCGGAUGUUUGCAUCUUCGGUUAUAUCUCUUUCUAGUUACCCUCUAAGCACAUACGAAGAAUCAGUACCCGCGGAACAAGACGGUCACGCAUUAGUCAGUAUCGAAUCAGAGAUACCCGCAAGCUUUAUGGACGGAUUCUUCGGUUAUGAUCCCGUUGAGAAUCAAUACAAAGUGUUUUGCAUGAUUAGAGCUCGAGCGUCACAAACCUUUGAAGAGUCGUAUAAAGUUUUCACAUUGGGAGAUCCAAAGAAACAGUGGAGGAUUAUUCAAGGCUUUGAAACAUUCUUAUCUCCAACAAUGACCACUAGGGUAUGCAUCAACGGAAAAAUCUACUUCAGAGCUAGUGUAGGAAGGUAUGGUAACAUUCCAAAACCUAAUGAUUCUCAGAAUAUGUUGUUGAGCUUCGACGUUAGGUCAGAGAGAUUUUAUCACGCAGAGCUACCGGAUCAGUCUAGGAGUUUGACUUUGGUAAACUACAAAGGGAUGUUUGAUCUCGGGAAGAUCAUGCCGAGAAACAAGAAUGGUGUAAGAUUGUAUUGUUCAUGUCUUCUCCUAUAUUAA
This is a messenger RNA of Brassica napus (rape), 810 nucleotides long. RefSeq names its product putative F-box protein At5g62060. The transcript is spliced from 2 exons. Gene Ontology annotation, molecular function: protein binding. The record is from RefSeq and is a predicted model, not a curated record. The coding region runs from base 1 to 810 and encodes 269 amino acids. NCBI's taxonomy places the organism in Eukaryota, Viridiplantae, Streptophyta, Magnoliopsida, Brassicales, Brassicaceae.